Messenger RNA from Chenopodium quinoa (quinoa), 1781 nucleotides. Its product is annotated as protein FAR1-RELATED SEQUENCE 5-like. The record is from RefSeq and is a predicted model, not a curated record. The coding region runs from base 99 to 1694 and encodes 531 amino acids. Gene Ontology annotation, biological process: regulation of DNA-templated transcription. Gene Ontology annotation, molecular function: zinc ion binding. The transcript has 4 exons. Lineage: Eukaryota; Viridiplantae; Streptophyta; Magnoliopsida; Caryophyllales; Amaranthaceae.
GCAUUUUUUUUUCCUAUGAUGUUGAUGAAGAAGAUAGACUUUGUAGAGCUUUAUGGGCUGAUCCAAUCUGUCGAAAAAAUUAUGCACUUUUUGGUGAUAUGGUUUCUUUUGAUACCACAUUCAAAACAAACAGAUAUAAUAUGAUCUUUGGUCCAUUUACUGGAGUUGAUCAUCAUAAAAAAUGUGUUACUUUUGCGGCUUCUUUUGUAGCUCAUGAGGAUAUAUCAUCUUUUGAAUGGGUUUUCAAAACUUUUCUUAAAGCAAUGGGAAAUAACGAGCCUGUGUGUUUGAUUACCGAUCAAGACCCUGCAAUGAAAGUUGCUGUUCGUAAUGUUUUUCAAACUACAGAACAUAGGUUUUGUAUGUGGCAUAUUAUGAAAAAGGUGCCUGAAAAAGUAGGUCGGGCGAUUGCCCAAGACACUGAUUUCUUGAAAAAACUGUGUUCAUGUGUUUGGCAUUUAGAGAUUGAGCCGGCAGAAUUUGAAGAAAAGUGGAACAAAGUUAUUUCAGAAUUCCAUUUGAACGAUCAUGAAUGGUUGGCAUACAUGUACAACAUACGUGAUAUGUGGAUUCCAGCGUAUUUCAGAGACUUAUUUUUGGGUGGCAUUAUGAGAACCACAUCUAGAUCAGAAAGUGAAAAUAAUUUUUUCACUAUGUUCACAAAUCCCCAUCUCACUUUGAUUGAGUUCUACAUGAGGUUUGAAUGUGCAUUGGAUGCUCAAAGGCACACUCAAAAUAAAAUGGAUAAUGAUUCGAAGAAUAAGCGUCCGGAGUGUAAGACUCCAAUUCCUUUAGAGAAAGAUGCUUCUGAAUUGUUUACAACAACAAUUUUCUAUGAAUUUCAAUAUGAGCUUGAAAUUGGAUGUUUUAAUUGUGGUGUUGAGGAGAUGAAGAAGGACAAUGAGCUUUACAUUUUCAAUUUGAGGGAAGGAACUAGAAGGAGGACUUUUGAUGUUGUUUUUGAUCCAACUACCUUUGAUACCAAGUGUUUUUGUAAAAAAAUUGAACGUGAUGGUGUGCCUUGUAGGCAUAUGAUUUGGGUGUGGAAGGCAAGGAUGUUAGAAAAAAUUCCCAAGGCCUACAUUCUAAAUAGAUGGUGUACAAUGGCUUAUAAGAAGCCCAUUUUUGAUUUAGAGGGUAAUGUGUUGGAGGAAUGUAUUAAUGCAGUAGAUAAGAAAAUGUUAUUAAAUGAUUUGUGGUCUGAAAUUCAUGCUUGUGUGAGUUUAGUGCAAAACAAUGAAGAUGAUCUUAGUGAUCUUGUCAAAAAACUUCGAGCCAUGAGGGUAGAUUUGGAACAGAAGAAAACAAAUGGAAGCAACAAUCUUUCGAGCAAAGUUAAAGACAUUGAAAUGCUUAUUGGAGCUAGUCUACCUUCUAAUGUUUUAAUCAAACCUCCUAAAAUUUCGAAGAACAAAGGCACGGGGGUUCAUGUUCCAAAUCAGGUCAAUGUUCCAAAUGAUGUCCAUGUUCCAAAUCAGGUUCAUGUUCCAAAUCAGGUAAAUGUUCCAAAUGAUGUCCAUGUUCCAAAUGAUGUCCAUGUUCCAAAUGAGGUUCAUGUUCCAAAUAGUGACAAAAGAAUGAAGAGUGACAGAGAAAAGUCUAUUGAACAAAGUCAAAAGAAGAAGAGAUUAUGUAGAGCAUGUGGGGAGCUUGGUUAUCAUGAUAGUCGUAAUUGCCCUGGAAAAGUCAAGUGAUAUUGUUGGUGAAUAUACUAUUAAUCCAGUUGCAUGAGAUGUUAUAUAUUUAGAAACAAUAUCUCAUUUACUAGCACGUAAAAUAUU